Messenger RNA from Dimorphilus gyrociliatus, 1351 nucleotides. NCBI's taxonomy places the organism in Eukaryota, Metazoa, Annelida, Polychaeta, Dinophilidae. The record is from the annotation of a GenBank genome assembly.
GUUUUUAGUGCGUUACUGUUAUGACGUCACGGUGGUUUCGUGGACGAUUGGCGAAGUUUGCGUUUAACUUGUGAGUCAGGUCUUGCUAACUGCAGGUAAUUAAGAGCUAAUAGCUAAAGCUUUAGAUUUAUUGAUGACAAUCGAAAUCGCAAAUCGACUCUGUUAAUUAUACCAAGAAUUUUUAUCAUCUUCCUAUUUCUGAGGAAAAUAUUUUUGUCGUGAUUACCACACUGCAACCAUAACAUUAUCCUACUAACUUAUCCUCUAAUCUCAAAGUGAAGAAGUCGACGAAAAACUCUAAAUAAGAAUAAACUCAGAAAGCUUUUCAAAGAACCUUUUGUGGAUAAAUUCAACGAAUAAAAGCUACGAAGAAAGUUUAUCAAUAGAAGGUGGAGUAAAUAUGAAUAACUUCAGAGACAGAACCGGAGAAUUUCAAUCGGUUAUUAAAUCUAUAUCAUCGAAACAGCAACUCAAUAAUGGAUCAGUUGUUAAACCUGUAAAUAAAUUACAACAAAGAAGUCAGUUCAUGCAAGUAGCAAGAAAAAUUGGGCGAGAUUUAGCACAUACUUGCGAAAAACUAGAAAAACUCUCUCUACUUGUAAAAAGAAAGUCUCUUUUCGAUGAUCAACCUAUGGAAAUUCAAGAAUUAACAUAUAUAAUUAAACAAGACAUUAAUCAAUUGAAUUCUGAUAUCGAUAAUCUGCAGAAAUUUUCGAGAGAAAAACAGUCAAAUAGUAGACAUAAACAACUUCAUUCUAGUACUGUAGUUAUCUCUUUACAGUCCCGUUUGGCUAAUGUAUCAUGCGACUUAAAAAAUGUUUUGGAAACUCGAACAGAGAGUAUGAAGGAACAAAAGGCAAGAAGAGAACAAUUUACCCAACCUCAAAGAUUAUCGUCUGCACCGCCGGCAGCAGCAGAAGCCAAGCAUUCAUUGAUUAUGAAGGAUGAAGCUGCUGCUCAAGCUGCGGCAGCUAACUCGCAAAAUGGUCUUGUUAGCAUAAACAUGGAUACUUCGUCAUCUCACGGAUCUCCACAAUACCAACAACAAUUGCAGCUCAUCGAACAACAAGAUGCUUAUAUACAAGAUAGAGCAGAUGAUAUGAAAAAGGUUGAAGAAACGAUUGUUGAAUUAGGAAGUAUUUUUGAGAAAUUAGCUGUUAUGAUUCACGAGCAGGAAGAAAUGGUUCAAAGGAUUGAUUCGAAUGUUGAGAAUACUCAGUUAAAUGUUGAAGCUGCACAUAGUGAAAUUCUGAAGUAUUUUCAAUCAGUAACAUCUAAUAGGUGGCUUAUGAUAAAAGUAUUCGGAAUUUUAAUUUUUUUCUUCAUCAUUUUCGUCGUAUUGGUGGCUUAA